Molecule: messenger RNA, 1280 nt
Organism: Mugil cephalus (flathead mullet)
Lineage: Eukaryota; Metazoa; Chordata; Actinopteri; Mugiliformes; Mugilidae
Product: RIMS-binding protein 2-like
Exons: 5
Coding region: 80-718 (212 amino acids)
Biological process (GO): neuromuscular synaptic transmission
Molecular function (GO): protein binding
Source: RefSeq, a predicted model, not a curated record
AUGAGGGUAAGGACAGGUCUGCCGCCUACAGCAGCCAUCUGUCUACCAGGUGGACAGAGGAGCGGUCACUCUGCUGUAAAUGGAGACGAGGCUAGAGUUGGAUGUUUUGAUUUACCCGGACGAAGUGAGGUCCGUUACGCCGGAGGACCUCAGAGACUGGGAGUUGGAGACAGCGAGCCAGAUAUCAUUACCCACCGUCAGACUCUUUGUGGCUCUCUACCCGUACAACCCGGCCGCAAUGUCGCCCAACUACGAGACGGCUGCAGAGGAGCUUCCCUUUGUGCCAGGCCAGAUUAUCAAGGUGGUUGGGGACAAAGACCACGACGGUUUCUAUCACGGCGAGUCCGGUGGUCUCUCUGGUUAUGUGCCAAGUAACAUGGUGGCUGAAAUCCCAGUGGAUGAUGAGUACCUGAAGCACCUCCUCAUGCAGCAGGGAUUCCUCCCCGUCGACCACGCAGGUACGUCUUUAACGCCCGACCUGAGCGAAGCAGCCAGCAUCCCCGACGACGUGAUUGUUCGACGAAUGGUGGCCUUGUUCGACUACGACCCGUGGGAGAGCUCACCCAACAUGGACAGUGAACUCGAACUCGGCUUCCGAUCAGGGGACAUCAUCUAUGUGCUGGGUGACAUGGACCAAGACGGGUUUUACUAUGGAGAUCUGCACGGACGACGGGGUUUGGUGCCGUCGAACUUCCUGCAGCCGUUGCCCUGGGAGUAGAAGAAAACGCUACGACGUUUGUUUCAAAUGCCAAGACUCGGUCAGACUGAGAAGCAGUUUUUAUAAAAAAUAUAUUUAAAAAUGACAUCAUACGUGUCAAAAGAAAAACAUUUUUUAUUUUUAUAUUAAAGUAUGGCGUCUUCUUUAGAUUGCACUGAAUAAACGAGUAAUGAUAGAUGAAGGGAGCUCUCAGUUUAUCAGAUAUUUCCUUUAUUGAAAGAAUGAAACAGAAAUUACACUUUUAUGUAAAAACUUUUAUGUAAAAACAAAAAGACAGAAAAGAAGAGAUCGUAUUUAUAUUAAAGUCAAAUGUAUUCAUGCACACAAAACAGCAGGACACUUCACAAAAUUAAACAUCUGCUUGAAAUGGAUUUAUUAUCGUAGCCUUAAUCAUACAUUUUUAUUUUAAGAGUGUUGCAGACCAGAGCGGAUUAACAUAGUACGUCCAUUUUUUGCCUUACAUCCUGUUUAUAUGUUUUUUUUUUUAAAACUGUUGUUUCAUAUGUAGCAAUGAGAAAUACUCGCUUAAGUCCCUGCAGCUUUUUUUUUUUUUUGUCAGAAA